AUGUCACAAGAUGACGAAUAUUAUGAUGAUUAUGAUGUGGAGGAUGACUCUGCAGUAGAGUCUGGCAAUGAGUCUGCCAAUGAUAUGGACUAUGAAUAUACUCAAGAGGUGGACUAUGAUGACAUUAGAGCAUCAAACAGAUCAAAUAGUGGAAUGGUCCGACAAAAGAGCUAUGAAGUGCUCGACAAACUAGAGUUGCAAUCAGAGUCACGUAAACUGAUUCGCGAGAUCAUGGAUGUACUCAGCAUCACAUCAGAGGCUGCUGUUGCAAUAUUAUUAAGACACAUGAAAUGGAACAAAGAGAGACUGAUCGAGAAAUAUAUGGAUAACCCUGAUAGAUUGUGUAUUGAGGCUGGUAUUCCUAACUUGAGAUUGGAACGACAGGUCGAUAAGGCCAUGCAGAAGUUCAGCUGUUUGAUUUGUUUGGAUGAUUUCUCGCCAACACAGACAUAUGCAUUGUCCUGCGACCAUAGAUAUUGUCUGGCAUGCUGGAAGCUCUAUUUGGAGAACAAGAUUGGUGAGGGACCCGAGUGCAUAUCGGCCACGUGUCCCGCACCCAAGUGCAAGGUCAAGGUGCAUGAGGAGGCAUUCAAGAAGCUGGUGGACGGCCCUGUCUUUGACAAGUACUCCACCUAUGUGCUCAGGUCCUACGUGGACGACAACGCCCAGGUCAAGUGGUGUCCGGCGCCCGGCUGCAACUUCUCGGUGCGCUGCGAGCGCAAGGAGCGCAAGGAGGCCGUCGUGUGCAAGUGCGGCUUCCAGUACUGUUUCUCGUGCAGCGACGCAGACAUUGGCGAUCACAUGCCGUGCCCGUGCAGCCAGGUCGACAAGUGGCUGCAAAAGGCGUCGGACGAGUCGGAGAACGUCACGUGGAUGCUGGCCAACACCAAGAAGUGUCCCGAGUGUCGGUCGCCCAUCGAGAAGAACGGCGGCUGCAUGCAUAUGACCUGUCGCAAGAACGCCGGUGGCUGUGGCUUUGAGUUCUGCUGGCUGUGCCGUGGUCCCUGGACCGAGCACGGAUCUGCCACAGGUGGCUACUACAACUGCAACAAGUACGACAAGUCCAAGGCCAAAGAGGACGACGACAAGGCCGCCGAUGCCAAGACAGAGUUGGAGGCAUACAUGUUUUAUUACCACAGAUACGAGUCACAUAAGGGUGCAAUGAAAAUCGCAGACGAGCAGAGGAAGAAUGCUUUCCAGAAGGAGCAGAUGAUCUUGUCCAGGUUCGAUGUCAGAUCAGCCGAUACCAAGUUCUUGAUGGAGGCCACAGAGCAAUUGUUGAGAAACCGAAGAGUGCUCCAGUACUCUUAUGUAUAUGGAUUCUAUUUGGACAAGAAGUCACAGGAGCGUAACUUAUUUGAGUACUUGCAGGAGGAUCUCGAGAAGCACACCGAUCAACUGUCCACCUAUUACGAGCAGAACAUUGAGAAGCUGGACGACUACCAAGCCUUUAUCAAGUGGAAGGAGCAAGUCACCAACUACACUAGAAUCACAAAGAAGUUCUUGGAUCACUUUGUAGAGGGAGUCGCAGGUGGCUUGACAGGCAACAAUAUAUAA
This is a messenger RNA of Acytostelium subglobosum LB1, 1557 nucleotides long. RefSeq lists its product as hypothetical. Gene Ontology annotation, cellular component: cytoplasm; ubiquitin ligase complex. Lineage: Eukaryota; Evosea; Eumycetozoa; Acytosteliales; Acytosteliaceae. The record is from RefSeq and is a predicted model, not a curated record. Gene Ontology annotation, biological process: protein polyubiquitination; ubiquitin-dependent protein catabolic process; positive regulation of proteasomal ubiquitin-dependent protein catabolic process. Bases 1 to 1557 code for a protein of 518 amino acids. The transcript is spliced from 5 exons. Gene Ontology annotation, molecular function: ubiquitin conjugating enzyme binding; zinc ion binding; ubiquitin protein ligase activity.